Messenger RNA from Doryrhamphus excisus (bluestripe pipefish), 5896 nucleotides. The record is from RefSeq and is a predicted model, not a curated record. Lineage: Eukaryota; Metazoa; Chordata; Actinopteri; Syngnathiformes; Syngnathidae.
UGUAAGAAAAUGGAUGGGUCACAACAGUACCCCCCUCUUUCUGGAGAGUGACCAACAGGCACGCUUUUUGACUCCUGAUUACGCCCCGAUUCCAGUCUACAACCUGGACCUGCAACCUGGACCCGGAUAGAUGUCAGAAAAUUGACAGAUCACAACAGUACCCCCCUCUUUCUGAAGAGUGACCAACAGGCACAACAGGCACGCUUUUUGACCCCUGGUUAUGCCCCGAUUCCAGUCUAAAAAAUAAGAAAUAAUGCAAAACCAAAGACUGCCACAAGUGUAAGAAAAUGGAUGGAUCACAACAGUACCCCCUCUUUGUAGAGAGUGACCAACAGGCAUUCUUUUUGACCCUGAUUACGCCCCGAUUCCAGUCUACAACCUGGACCUGCAACCUGGACCCGGAUAAAUGUCAGAAAAUGGAUAGAUGGAUCACAACAGUACCCCCCUUCCAAGAGAGUGACCAACAGGCACGCUUUUUGACCCCUGAGUAUGCCCCAAUUCCAGUCUACAACCUGGACCUGCAACUUGGACCCGGAUAAAUGUCAGAAAAUGGAUGGAUGGAUCACAACAGUACCCCCCCCCCCCCUUUCUAGAGAGUGACCAACAGACAUGAUUACGCCCUGAUUCCAAUCUCAGAAAUAAGAAAUAAUGGAAACCCAAAAAAAGACCCAUCCAGGACAGAAGACUGCCACACCCCGCACUUGCCCCCAAAACGAUGGGACGCCGAGCCGAACCAAUAACAAGAAGACACCACCAGACCACAAAAAACAGCAGUUGCCCCCAUUAUCCCCACCUCAAGUAUGAGACCCCAGGGCAGACAUGCUGGUGUCCUUCCGGUUGACCUGGAAGAGGUGGCUGGAGACUAGGACGUCCCUCCUGAGACUGCUGCCCCUGCAACCUGGACCCGGAUAAAUGUCAGAAAAUGGAUGGAUGGAUCACAACAGCACCCCCCUUCCAAGAGAGUGACCAACAGGCACGCUUUUUGACCCCUGAUUACGCCCCGAUUCCAGUCUACAACCUGGACCUGCAACCUGGACCCGGAUAAAUGUAAGAAAAUUGAUGGAUCACAACAGUACCCCCCCACCCCCCCUUUCUAGAGAGUAACCAACAGGACCCCUGGUUACGCCCUUACUCAAGUCUCCAGACCCCUGACUGAUACGUAUGGCGGGAUGCGUUCGACCAAUCACAGCCUCCCGCACGCAGUGGCUAUUUCUCUUUCUGUCUGUUUCCGAAUGAAGACAUAUGUGUUGCAUAUCCGAAGAGGCCAGAGGGGAAUCUCAAGACAUGUUGGAGGCGUUCUCUUAAACUAGCCUGGGAAUGCCUCGGGAUCCGCCCUGGAGGAGUUGGAUAAAGUAUCCGAGGAGAGGGAAAUUUGGGUUUUCUUCCUGGAAUGUGAUGUCGGCGUAGAGGAAGAUGGCGAAUAGCUACUUUUGUUGUUGAUUUAUUUCGCCUUCUAACAUGGAAGGAUGCCGGUUCUCCAUCUCCAUGGCAACAACAUCACGUUGCUAGUACGUCACCACCGCCGUGCUCGCCAUUGUCCCCAUGCCUCUUGCUGCUACCCGGAGAGCUACCUUGUAGAAAUACCUGCUACAAAUGGACCGUGGGUUAAAACGCAGGCAGGUGAAGCCUCUUGCUGCUUCUCUCCUGGACGCCUUGGAUUACGACAGCUCCGACGACAGCGACUUUGAAGUUGGAGAUGCCUCAGGAUCAGACGGCACAGGAAACGGCAGUGACGAAGAAGGUUCCAAAGCCAGCGACGCGGCUUCUGAAAGCGACUCCGACCAGGCGGGCUCUGCGGAUGACGGCGUUGAUGAAGACGAGUCCAAAGACUUGGCCGCUGAGGACAACUUCACUGAAGACGAGGAGAAGUCCAAACAGCAGAACUCCUCAGACGGCUCCACCAAAGACGCUCCCGCCGCCAGUCCACCUAAAAGCAGACGAAAGAGCAAGAAGGCCUCGGAGCCCGAGUCCAAUUCAGAGCUUGGCGGCAGCGGCGCCUCGGCGUCUGGGCCCGGCAGCGAUAACGCGGAGGAAUUACAGGCGGAGCCCAAGAAAUGGAACUUUCGCCGGAACCGUCCCAUGCUUGACUUUACGAGCAUGGAAGAGCUGAACGAGAUGGACGACUACGACAGCGAGGAUGACAACGACUGGAGACCGACGGCGGGCAAGAAGAAAGGCAAGGCGGGUGUCCAGAAAGCGGGCACGGAGGACGAGGGCGGGGGUAGCGCAAGUGACGACGAUGACGACGACGAUGAUGAUGAUGACGAUAAUGAUGAGGAGGACGAUGACGACGAUGAUGAAGACGACGACGACAAGGAAGAUGGCGAGGAUGAAAACAACAGCAGCAGCGAGAGCGACAAGGAGGCGAAGAAGGCCGGGAAAAAAGCGAAGAGCACCCACGCUUUUGACGAAGAACUAACGAAUGACAGCAUGUCCCAGGGGAAAGGACACGAGGAAGCCUUGCUGGAUCGAUCCCAGACCUGGAGCGCUCGGCACAUUCUCAUCUGCUGCGUUUGCCUGGGAGACAGCAGCGGGGAUGCUGAUGAGAUCAUUCAGUGCGACAACUGCGGCGUUACUGUGCAUGAAGGGUGUUACGGCGUCGAUGGAGAGAGCGACUCCAUCAUGAGCUCCGCAUCGGAGAACUCAACCGAGCCUUGGUUUUGUGACGCCUGUAAGAACGGAGUGAUGCCAAACUGCGAGCUUUGCCCCAACCAGGACGGCAUCUUUAAAGAGACGGACGCGGGGAGAUGGGUCCAUGUGGUGUGCGCCCUUUACGUUCCCGGGGUGGCCUUUGGAGAUAUCGAUAAACUACGACCAGUGACGCUCACCGAGAUGAAUUAUUCCAAAUACGGGGCCAAGGAGUGCAGUUUCUGCGAGGAUAACCGCUUUGCCAGGACUGGUGUGUGCAUCAGCUGUGAUGCAGGGAUGUGCCGAUCCUACUUCCAUGUCACGUGUGCACAGAGAGAGGGGCUCCUGUCUGAAGCUGCUGCAGAGGAGGACAUUGCCGAUCCGUUUUUUGCCUACUGCAAGCAGCACGCCGACCGCUUUGACAGGAAGUGGAAACGAAAAAACUACUUGGCUUUACAGUCGUACUGUAAGGUCUCGCUGCAGGAGAGAGAGAAACAACUCACUCCUGAAGCUCAGGCCCGCAUCACGACCCGCCUGCAACAAUACCGCACAAAGGCAGAACUGUCCAGGAACACCCGCCCCCAAGCGUGGGUGCCGCGGGAGAAGCUGCCGCGACCUCUCACCUCUAGUGCCUCAGCCAUCAGGAAGUUGAUGAGAAAAGCGGAGCUAAUGGGCAUCAGCACGGAUAUUUUCCCCGUGGACCCGUCCGACACCAGCGCCACCAUGGAUGGACGUCGGAAACACAAGCAGCCCGCCCUGACAGCAGACUUUGUCAACUACUACUUAGAGCGGAACAUGCGCAUGAUCCAAAUCCAGGACAACAUCUCCGAGCAGAAGUGUUUAAAAGACAAGCUGGAGAACGAGCAAGACAAGCUGCACGUGGAGUACAACACGCUGUGCGAGUCUCUGGAAGACCUGCUAAAUGUCAACGGUGAUCUACGCGGUGAAGGCCAGGCCAUGUGGAGUCUGCUUGGGGACAUCUUGGGCCAGAAACUGAACACACCAGCUGUUUUAAAAGCCCCCAAAGAGAGGAAGUCCAGCAAGAAAGAGGGGGGGACUCAAGGGAAGCCAUCCAGCCUGCCGGCAAUUCUCUACAGCUGCGGCAUCUGUAAAAAGAACCAAGACCAACAUCUACUGGUGCUGUGUGAUACCUGCAAACUCUACUAUCAUUUAGGUUGCCUGGAACCUCCACUGACACGCAUGCCCAAGAAGACCAAGAACAGCUACUGGCAAUGCUCAGAGUGUGACCAGGCCAGCAGCGAUGAGGCUGACAUUGCUAUGGAGACAUUACCCGAUGGUACCAAGAGGUCCAGGAGGCAGAUUAAAGGGCCCAUCAAAUUCAUCCCGCAAGAGAUGUCGCCAGAGCCCAAGAAGUCUCAAGUGAGAGGCUCAAGAACCAGAGGGCAGAAAAGAAAGAUAAUCCCUAUCAGUGAAGACGGAGACGACAAAAUUGAGGAACCAGUGCCAAGGGAGCGAAGGCAGCGGCAGUCGGCCGUGCUGAAAAAACCCAAAGCAGACGACACCAGGACCGAGUGCACAACCUGUAAAGGAUCGGGUGACAAUGAGAAUCUUGUGAGGUGUGACGAGUGUCAGCUUUGCUACCACUUGGGUUGCCUCGACCCUCCGCUGAAGAAAUCUCCCAAACAGACGGGAUACGGAUGGAUCUGCCAGGAAUGUGACAGCUCCUCUUCCAAGGAAGAGGAGGAGCAACUGGACGGCGAGGAAUCGGUUCAAGAGGAAAUAACAGAUAAGGAAAUUCCCAAAUGAAAAUAACAAAAAAAACAAAAAAAAAAAGCACAUUUUACUAGCUUCCCAAAGGUUGCAUUCACGGAACCAGGACAGUAGCUUUCACACCACAUCUGGUGUAUGCAGUAUCGAUUGCAGUAUUUCAGAUUUCUUAACAUCAACGACACACACGGCGUAGAUUGCGGCACGCGUUUUUUUUUUUUCCGUGAGAAAUAUUUUCCUAUUCUAACCACGCUAAUGUAAUGUCGUAUUCCGAGAAUGAUUGACGCGUACGUGCUAGUACGAAAAAGUGGAAUAACGUACGUAUGGAUUUACUCUCGACCCGCUCCACGAUGCUGUGAAGAAAUCAGGAAGUGACCUUUUUCACGUAGUUUCAGGGUGAAGAUGGCGAUGAUCGUGUACGGAUACAAUUGGCUGACUGACUGCUCAAAGUUUGUCGCUAUGCCCCGCCCACAUCCUAACGGCCUAGGCGAAAAUCGAAAAAAAAAAAAAAAACGAUUUUCGAUCCCAAUAUAUCAUCGCCCAUCUGUCGAGUAUCAGUGAUAUUAAUUAUUACGCAAAAAAGAAACUUUGAUCCUUUUUCCAAAAUGGCGGCAAAAUUAUUGUUAUUAUUAUUAUUAUUAUUAUUUUUCUAAAUUGAAAAAGGGCGCCACUGAGAGGCGGGGCUUGUCAUCUCGGCUAUCAGUGAUGCUCAUAUUAGGUCAUCUUAUGAUUCCAUAUAUAUCUAUAUAUAUAUACAUAUAUAUAUAUAUAUAUAUAUACUCGACUUCUUUUGAUUGUAUGUAUCUUUAAUUACAUAGUAUAUUUUUUUCUGUGAAUACGCCAGGAAGUACACCAUGUUCCACUAAAGAUUAUAUUUGCAGUACUUACCUUGUGUAGGAUUACUGCUUGCGGGACUUUAUGUUACUAGUCAGAUGAUAGGCCAACCAACCAAAUAAACACAACGGAAAACUUGGAUGGUUAAAGCUUUCUUGGACGGGCAUCCACUUUGGAUCCUGGAGGAAGGCUAUGGUGGUGCCUUCAGGGAAUGUAGGAAAUAACACAAUUCAUCCUACUACUACUUUUGAACUACUGUUAAAUGAUGAGUUGUAAAUGUGUUAGUGGGUACAGUGUGUACCCGGCAUAUACUACUCUACUCUCCUCUACUCUACUACUUCUGUACACUACUACUCUACUACUACUCUACUCUACCCUACUACUACUCUACCCUACUACUACUUUACACUACUCUACUACUACUCUACACUACUUUACUCUACUGCUACUCAACACUACUCUACUACGACUCUACUACGACUCUACUACUACUCUACACUACUCUACUUCUACUACUACUACUACUCUACUCUACUCUACCACUACUCUACACUACUACUACUUUACUCUACACCACUCUACACUACUCUACUCUACUCUACUACUACUCUACCCUACUACUACUCUACUCUACUACUUUACACUACUCUACUACUACUCUACACUACUUUACUGUACUGCUACUCAACACUACUCUACUAUGACU